CGGCAUGAGCGCGUGCUUAGAGCUACUCUUUCUAAAAAUCUUUUGCUACAGUUGCAAAGAAACAAAAAUCAACUCGGCUCGCCUCUCUCAUUCUCACUCUCGGUCUCUCUCUCUCUCUUAUUCUUAUCACCCUCAAUCUCUUGCUCGCUGACACGGCAGGGUCAAAUUUAUACCAUGAAGAGGACUAUCCCAUGGAGUGAUGAGGAGGAUGAUUCAUCGGACGAUGAAUCAUUGUCUUCACAUUCAGACUCCGGAUCUGAAGAUGGGGUUGACAAGAAAAAGGCAAAGGCUCCAUCAAAACAUUCCAAAGAAAAAAAUUCGAAAGCUAAAUCUAGAAAGCAAAAAACUGGAGUUUUGGACUUUGAAGAAUUGAAGCGACGUGGUUAUAAAGGUGGACCAUCAAUCUUGAGCGUGCCUCCACCAAAAGAAGAUGACAAGCAGGACUGGUCAUGGUCUACCGGUAAGGAAAGUCGUGAAACCAAGGAGACUGAAGAGUCUUAUGAAGAACGACAGAAAACAAGAGCUGCAUUAGCCUCUGGAGAGCAGCUGGUGAGUGUGGAAACUCGGAAAGACAGGAAGAACCUUUCUUUCUCUCAAAAGGAAAAGAGGAAAAGAGAGCUUGGUCAAGCUAGUAGGGGAAAGAAUUAUGUGGAAGAAGAGAAGAGGUUGUUGAGGGAGAAUGGCAUCUAUUCUGGUUUUGAUGCUUGAACUGUGAUGCUUGUAGCCAUUGAGUUUCAUUAUGUAUAAUACGUGGAAACUAAUAUUAUUUGUCU
Quercus robur (English oak) is the source of this 773-nucleotide messenger RNA. RefSeq lists its product as uncharacterized. The record is from RefSeq and is a predicted model, not a curated record. The coding region runs from base 175 to 708 and encodes 177 amino acids. Lineage: Eukaryota; Viridiplantae; Streptophyta; Magnoliopsida; Fagales; Fagaceae. The transcript has 3 exons.